AUGGCAAAGACUUCAAAAUCAAGACAGUUAUGGCAAUAUGAAAGUGACAUUUCAAAUGUGGAUAUUGCUUAUAACUUUCAAGAGGACAUUUAUAAUUUUGAGGAGGACGAUAAUGAACUUGAUACAUCCCGCUAUUUAUCUUGGGAACUCAAAAUGAAUGAAACAAAGAAAAAUAAAAUGUUAAGAAAAGCAGCAGUAGGAACAUCAAAAAUUUUGCAAUUUUUUCCUUUUACCAAUUCAAUGACAGCCGUUAAUGAAUCUCCAAGUGAGAAUGAAAGUGAAAGCGAAAAUAAUGAGGGUAUAACAGAAUCGAAAAAGAAAUUCAAAAGACAUUCGACAGCUUACCUGCAUUCUGUAAAAUUCAAAGUGAAUCCAGAAAUGGUUAAAAGUUAUGUUGAACAAAAAAUUCUUCCCCAAUUAAAUCAAGAUGUGUAUAUCGAUGGGCACGAAAGGCCUAAUUGGCAUGAUGAAGGUUGUGAAUUUAGAACCUUCCUGCGGUUAAGUAAUGGUGAAAAGGAACAUGUUUGGGUAACCCAUGAUGAGACAACUUUUCAUGCUUAUGAUAGGCCCCAUGCAGUGUGGUGUUCAGAGAAAGAACAACCUUUAAAAAAAAAGGGGUUGGGUCUUGGUAUACAUGUUAGUGACUUUAUGAUGGAAACGAUUGGACUGCUCAAAGAUGAAGAGGAGGAGGCACAUGUAACAAUAGUACUGAGUGCACAUUAUGACGGUUUUUGGGAUACGGAAAAACUUCACUAG
Cetraspora pellucida is the source of this 756-nucleotide messenger RNA. Lineage: Eukaryota; Fungi; Glomeromycota; Glomeromycetes; Diversisporales; Gigasporaceae. The record is from the annotation of a GenBank genome assembly.